Molecule: messenger RNA, 371 nt
Organism: Eurytemora carolleeae
Lineage: Eukaryota; Metazoa; Arthropoda; Copepoda; Calanoida; Temoridae
Product: glycogen [starch] synthase
Exons: 6
Coding region: 66-335 (89 amino acids)
Biological process (GO): glycogen biosynthetic process
Cellular component (GO): cytoplasm
Molecular function (GO): alpha-1,4-glucan glucosyltransferase (UDP-glucose donor) activity
Source: RefSeq, a predicted model, not a curated record
AGUAUUUCUUCAUCUAUGAAUUAAGGUGUCAAAAGUAUUUUUCAGAUAAAAACAAUUAAUUGACAAUGAAUGAACCCGGGCUAGGUUUGUUGGAUAAGAAGGGUGUACUUGGGUACAGGAUGGAGACUGGAGAAGAUUUAGUUAAGUUCAAGGAGAAUAAAACUACAGUAUUCCCAUCAACCGCUUGUUUCAGGUGUUUGGAGGCGAGCUGGGAGGUUGUUAACAAACAAGGAGGUAUUUACACUGUGCUAAGGAGUAAAGCUUCUAUAAGUUGUCGUGAGUUAGGCAGCAGAUAUAUAAUGCUUGGCCCACUAACCAAUUCCUUCGCACAUUAGGUUGAAGUAUUUAGCCCACCACCCUGCUCUCCUCUU